This is a messenger RNA of Chrysochloris asiatica (Cape golden mole), 1032 nucleotides long. It is a transcript of the gene SLC51A, whose product is annotated as solute carrier family 51, alpha subunit. Lineage: Eukaryota; Metazoa; Chordata; Mammalia; Afrosoricida; Chrysochloridae. The transcript is spliced from 9 exons. Gene Ontology annotation, molecular function: transporter activity. Gene Ontology annotation, cellular component: endoplasmic reticulum membrane; plasma membrane. Bases 1 to 1023 code for a protein of 340 amino acids. The record is from RefSeq and is a predicted model, not a curated record. Gene Ontology annotation, biological process: bile acid and bile salt transport.
AUGGAGCUAGACAGGAUCCCCAUAAAACUUGACCCCAGGUAUACGACGGAGCUUCUGGAGCUACUAGAAACCAAUUACAGCAUCCACUCUGCCUGCUUCUCUCACCCUCCCACUGCAUCCCAGCUCCUGCGAGAACUGGGCCCUACAGAAGUCGCCCUCACAGCCAUCAUGACCAUGCUUGCUAUGGGCUCCAUCAUCAUCUUCCUGGAGGAUGCUGUUUACCUGUAUAAGAAUACCCGUUGUCCCAUCAAAAGGAGGACUCUGCUCUGGAGUAGCUCUGCACCCACGGUGGUGUCUGUACUCUGCUGCUUUGGUCUCUGGAUCCCUCGCUCCCUUACACUCGUAGAAAUGGCCAUCACCUCUUUUUACGCAGUGUGUUUUUACCUGCUGAUGCUGGUUAUGGUGGAAGGCUUUGGUGGGAAGCAAGCAGUACUGAGGACACUGAAGGACACCCCCAUGAGGAUCCACACGGGACCCUGCUGUUGCUGCUGCCUCUGCUGCCCACCCCUCAUGCUCACCAGGAAGAAGCUUCAGCUGCUAAUGUUGGGCCCGUUCCAGUAUGCUUUCCUCAGGAUAACGAUGAUUGUGGUGGGCCUGUUUCUCAUUCCUGAUGGCAUCUUUGACCCAGCAGAUAUUUCUGAGACAAGCACGGCUCUCUGGAUCAACACUUUACUCGGGGUGUCCACCCUGCUGGCUCUCUGGGCCCUGGCCAUCAUUUUCCGUCAAGCCAAGCUGCACCUGGGUGAGCAGAACAUAGGAGCCAAAUUUGCUCUGUUCCAGGUGCUCCUCAUCCUGACUGCCCUGCAGCCCUCUAUUUUCUCAGUCUUGGCCAGUGUCGGGCAGAUUGCUUGUUCACCUCCCCUCUCCUCUAAAAUCAGGUCUCAAGUGAUGAAUUGCCACCUGCUUGUACUGGAGAGUUUUCUAAUAACGGUGUUGACACGAAUGUACUACCGGAGGAAAGACGACAAGGUUGGGUACGAGCCUUUCUCUUCUCCAGACCUGGGCUUAAACCUUGAAGCCUGAGGCAGAUGG